Messenger RNA from Dujonia railenensis, 5235 nucleotides. The record is from the annotation of a GenBank genome assembly. NCBI's taxonomy places the organism in Eukaryota, Fungi, Ascomycota, Pichiomycetes, Serinales, Debaryomycetaceae.
AUGGAUUCUCGGGAAUAUAUAUCUGACUCCGAUAGUGAUGGAGGAGGAGAUUCAAGUUUAAUUACUCCAUUAUCUGUGUCAAGCACGAGAAUUCGCAAGGUGCUAUCUAGACUCCCUUUAGAUGAUAGAGAAACCAUUGCAACAUCACUACAAAACUCAGGAUACAAAAUACGACAUAGAUAUCAAUUUCAGCAAAGAGAACUGAAUUCAAAUAGCCAGUUGAAUGAAGACCACAUUAAUAACCAAAACAGCAACCAAUUCAAUGCACAACUAGAUGAACAUGAAAUUUCAAUUGAAAAUCUGAUUGGAGAAUCUCCAGGAUCGUUCUCUCCGUCAAGAACUUAUAAUAUUGACGAGAUGUUUUCUGAUAUUACAUAUGCUAGCCAGGAAGAAAAUGCACCAAUAAAGAGUCAGCAAACAUCUCAGAUACAGGAGGUUUAUGAAAGCCAGGUUCCUUUGACUUCAACUUCUACUGAGCAAGAAAUUGAAAUUGAGGACCCUGAUGCUAUCGAGAAUGCUAAUCAUUUGAGGACAUAUCUUGGAUCAAAGCAAAGUAUUUAUGGUCGUAGGGGACUUAGAGAUAGAAGUUUUGCGAAUGCACAUCCUUAUUUAGCAGAUAGUGCCCAUUGGAUGGGUUUGGCAGACGUUGAGAUACUUAACGAUCUCUACAGAGAGAACCAUGACGUCGAACUAAUCGUCAAAGUUUUGAACCAGAAAUACUUGAAAAAUAAAAGAAUGUACCCAAGGGAAGAAAAAUUUAAAUCUAAGAAUUUCUAUUCCUUUUUGAGCAAUGGCAGGGGAUUAGGUGCAAAGCUACAAGAACCUGAUGCGGAUCAAAGUCAGGACCAGGACCAGAGUCAAAGCCACAGCAUACUUGAUUCUACAAAAGAUGAAUCACAGAAUUUAGGCUCACAGAAUAUUGGUUGGUCACAACAAUAUAUAGAAGGUCAAGAUGAGAGUCAGACUGACGAUGAGUACUAUGAAGGAAUCUUACCAGAAAACAACCAAGAAAGUAUAGGAUUUUCCCAAAUGGAACAGUUAAACAGUAAUAUUCAAAAUGAAGAUGAUCUUUUUAAUUUCCCUAACGAUGAGUUUCAAGUCACAGAGGCAGAAAGUUUUAUACAGAAUCAAGAUAACCAAUCUAAUAAUGAAUUUGAGGGUACAGACGACAGUGAAGAUGAUGUUCUAAUUCAGGUUGGCGGAAGGCUCUUGAAAGAGAAGAGUAUAUUACAUGGGGCCCUACCUGAAUCUGCAAAGAGACUUUCUAUUUACCAACCAAGACCUAAACGUGAUAAAAAGAGACCAAGAAAGGUAGAAUACAGGAAGGGUUUGGCUGUGAAGAAGAAUGGCCUCCAAGUGCUGGGAGAUUCUGACCUUCUCAAAAAUUUUGUAGACGAUAACAAAUAUUUCAAUGAGAUUGAAAGUCCUUACAAUAUAUCUGUGCUAGAUAAUAAUUCACCCUUAAACUUACUUUACGAGGGGACUAAUUCUAUAGGUGAUGAUGACCAAUCCUUACUCGAUCAAUAUGGCUCCUCAGCAGCUAUAGAAAGUGUCUCAGAAUCAGAAGAUAGCGGGGAUGAUAUACUAAAUGGAGAAGAGAUUCAACAACCAUUUGAUUGGGAAGUUAUCGAGGAAGAUAAUAUAGAUCCAAUGUUUGCAAAUUCUUCGGCCAGGAAUGGCACUUCGACUUUCAAACGGAACAAAAUACAGAGAAGGCGACUCAAAGAUCCAACAAGAAUACCGAAAAAGAAUUCGGUUACGAGUCAGAGGAGACCCCAUUUCAGUAAUCUUUCCCAACAAACUUCAUUAUUUGGUGGAGCAAUACUGGGUUUUAGUAGACUAUCGAACUUGAGGAAUAAUAGAUCCUUCUUGUCUAAAAAAGUAACAAAUUCCCGGAAACAAAGAACUCCUUUGUCUGAGAUAAAUAUAAGAUCAAACGUGGCCAAAAUAUCUAAGGGGAAGGCUUCCAUUCGUAAAAGUGAUAACUCUCCCCGAAAUAUUCAGAAUGCAAAAGAAGUUUUAAAAUCUAGCUAUCAAUUUUCAAGGAACCCGAUUACAUCGACAGUUUCUGUCGAAGUCGAUAGUGAAAAAAGAUUCAUGAAACAUAUGCAUCCUAUUAAAACAUUUCAAAAUAGAAGAUUGGGUAGUGUGCCAGUUAACCUAAAUAAAGAUGAUUCUUUGGAGUUUCCCACAGGGUUCUUAUUGUCAAGAUUCCAAUACUCGAAAUUAAAUUUAUUGAGAAAUGGACAUACUAAACUUUUAGUUGACACGAAAGAUUCAGUCUUUAUUAACUUGUUUGGAAGGUCCUAUUCAUUUUCUCUUCUAAACAAAUCAAACUCAAACGAGAAUACUUUAUUGCUACUUCGCCAAUUUUCCCGCAUAGUAAGUGAUAGUAGGAUUAAAUCAAACCCGACUUCAAAAACUGAAGCUUACAAUGCAAUUAGUGGAUUAAUUGAAUGGUAUUUAAUCUUGCAAGAGCUACCGAAUGAUGAUGCUUGUUGGCAAAUUUUGUACAAGAUUUGUAAUGAAUAUGGAGGGAAAAGUGAAAAUCUCUUUCUAUACCCUUAUUUCGUAUUAUUACUACAUGUAUGGAUUCAAAUCGGGAUAGGUUUAGGAAUAAACUCGGCAAAGUAUUCUCAAGAUGGAUAUUAUUUUAGCAAAUAUUACUUUAAAUUAGUGUUUGAAAAUAUGACUAUAGAAGAACUCCAUAGUUCAAUAGAAGGAGAAGAUGGCAAUUCAGAAUCAACGAUCCACUUUGAAUCGCUUUACAUAAUUUAUUUGAUUACAAAUGAUGCAAGCAGUUCUGAUUCUAGUAUGUGGUGGGUAGCAAUAGAUGACGGAUUAAAAGAUGUGAAGGGUAAAGUUGAUCAUUUUAACGUCUUGGAUAUUAUCUACUUCUUAUCAACUAACAUUUCUCCUCCACCUAGGAGAGGCAAUCUUUUCUGGAAUCCCUUUUAUUCUUUUUAUGCUAGCCUUGCAGAAUUGGAUACAAGUUCAACCUCAUAUGUAUAUGAUAAAUUUCUAGACAUGGUGUUUCAACUAAAAGAUCAGUACUUCUGGCCAAUAGAGGAGAAACUUAUAACAUUGAUUUAUUCUUCUACUAUUACUGUUAGAAAAUUUGCCAAUUUUUCAAAUGAAUUAAUCCAACCUCAAUUAAUAGGCAAGUUAUUGACAAGAGAUAGCAUACCGGAUACAUCUUUUUUCGAAAGAUUUAUGUAUUUAUUGUUUUCUUAUGUUUCAGAAAUACCAAUCGACGAUGGUGUAAAGAAGAAAAGACUCAUUUCGAAGCUAUUUACAUCAAGUCAUUUCAUUUACCGAAAUGACUCAAGAUACCUAACCAUGUAUGUCAAUAGGCUCAAUUUUAUAUUGUUAUUGAAUCAGUUAUCGAAUAAAAUCAACCUAAAGGGGCAGGUGCUUGACUUAAUUCUUCGAAUUGCAAAAUCUGAUGACUUGGUGUUUUACGCGGUCACUUGUGAAGGCUUAGACAUGUAUACUGAAAUUGUUUCUGAAGAAGUACAAGAUAAUAGCGACAAACUACCACUUGAAAGCUAUUCGAUUAUUAUUGAGAGAGUUGGGGAUUUAUAUAAGAGAAAGAAAUUCCAUGAAUGUUUAAUGAUUUGGGAUUUCAUGAAAACGCUGAUAAGCAAGUGGAAUUCUAAUCCAAGCAUCGUGCUUCUGGUGGUCUGCAAUAUCAACUUGUUCGUGUUUGAUGACCUGAUGUUGUUUGAUCUUUGCGAUUUAAUCUUCAAUAAUUUAAUUAAGCUUGAUAAGAGUGACAAAUUAUUACUUGAAUUAAUUUAUCAAAAAAAUCUAACAUUACUACAAACCCAGAUGGGUCGUUUACCUAUUGUUGACGAACUGAAAAUUUCGCCGAUUAUUGAAGUCUGCAUUAGCAUCUGGAUACUUAGUUCAGUGUCUUUAGAUCCGAAUGUCAAUUGGAAUGAGUUGAUAUUCCAAAAGUACCCAUAUUUGGGUAAUACCUAUCUGAGAGUAAAAUUCAACCUUUAUUUUUACCGAGAGCUAUUGGAAUACUUAGACUUCUCAAAUUUUUUGGAUACGUACCUUACACUAUUUUUACAGACAUUGGUGCCGGGGAAUUCUUUUGCAUAUCAAGCUAAAUUUUUUAACUCCUUGAGGAAGAAAACUUAUGGCAACGUCUUUUGUUUCGAUAAUGAGAUUCAAAAUAGUAUCCAGUUAACCAAUGAUCAAUUUAUUGAUCGCAAAACUUCAAUUUUGAAUACACUUAUGCAGAAUAUUGUUUUAUCUACAGCAUUGACGGGCCAAAGUAUAGGAUUUUAUUUUAAGCUGUAUGUUGAUAUGUUAUUAAAGUAUUUGUCAGAAGCACCCUCACCAUUAAACGAUGAUAUCUAUUCUAGCUAUAUCAGGAAUAUCGAGAUAUUACAAACGCAUGGACUGAAAUAUUUAAAAGAUAAUGCUUGCUUUGAAACUUUAACUAGAAAAUUGGGCUUACUGAGAUUCCAAGUCGAUGCAUAUGCCUGGUUUGACUUAUCUUUGAAAACAAAGUUAUCUUUAAUACAUUCAGAAGUGACAACCAUUUUGAGCAAAAGUAAUUAUAUUAGUUACACUGAGGUCUUUGAUUCGCUUGAGAAAUUCGUCAAGAUUAAUGGAGGUGGAGUAGAUUUCAUUUAUCAUUUGGUUAGUAUAUAUUCGAAAGCGGUUGUAAUACUUCAAUCUGAGAAAUGGACACUAAUUGGUGUGCUUGUCUCAUUUCUUACCAUGAAAUUGAAUACCUGCCAACUAAACCUCACAGACGGAACUUUGAAACAAUUCACAUCACUGUUGGCAGAAAUAGGAUAUCUCAAACGUGAUAGCAAUUCACGCUACUUUCGUCACCAAUUGCUCACACUAAACUCGAUUACAAACUUCCUACAUACCACAUUUUAUAUAUAUGACGGGUAUAAAGAUCAGAUUGCAUUUAAGGAGGAGGUUUUGAAAUUUAUUGAAAAUUACCAUGCAAAUGUUAACUACAUACAGAUCGAUGACUUUCUUCAAUCCUUUUCUCCUUUACGGCCGUUCGAUAUUUCUAGCACUUCAAAUGAAAUGAAGGAAUCGCCGAUUGAAAUAAAUGAACAAAUCGAUGAAGAUGUCUUAGCAGCUUCAUUCAACAAUUUGAUUCAUUUAGUAACGUCAACGUACAAAACAACGUAUUCAGAUAAUUCUACUGAUGCUGAAUGCGUUUCCAUGGAAAGAACUCUUUUAGAGUUCGAAUUUUAG